AUGAUGGACGAGGAAGACGAGGAUGGAGUGGACAAUGAGGUUGACUCAGAUGAAUCCGGUGGAUCCGAUACUUCAGAUGAUAACGAAGAGGCGGAUCCGAUCCCGUCUUCUUGGAACCAUGAUUUGUCGGAGGCAAUGAUAGUCGAUGAUCGGCAUGAUUCUGCCUGGGAGUACAGCAUGAACACCAUCUCAGUUGGUGCUAGAUAUGCUGACAAGAGACAUCUGCAGGAAGCAAUCACUCAGUGGGCAAUGAACACACAAAGGGUAUUCAGAACCACCGUUUCAAGUCAGAAAUUCUUGACAGUGGUCUGCAGCGAUGCUAGAUGUCCAUCAAGGGUGCAUGGGUACUGUCCGAAGUAUGACACAACAUGGGUGGUGAGCGACUUCGUGCCGCACACAUGUGUCCUUACGAGUAUGUUGAAGGAUCACCGAAACCUUACAUCCACUCUUAUUGCUCGCCUGUUCUACAAGGAGAUUGUAGAGAAUACAGCAAUGGGGGUUAAAGCCAUCCAGAAUAGAGUUCACCUUCAAUAUAAGUAUGUAAUUGAAUAUGGCAAGGCAUGGAGGGCUAAACAGACGGCACUGGAGAACAGAUUCGGGACCUUCUAUGAUGCUUAUGACGGUGUCGUCCGUCUCCUGCACACAUUGAAGGACCGGAAUCCGGGCACCCAUGUGGACAUACAAGACUUUGUGAUACCAGAGUUCCCUAAUGUCAGGGUUCUGCAGAGGGUGUUUUUCGCAUUCAGCAUAUGCAUCGAGGCUUUCAUGCACUGUCGUCCGGUGAUGUGUGUAGAUGGAACUUUUCUAACUGGGAGGUACAAGGGACAGAUUCUGACAGCAAUUGGAGUGGAUGGCAACAAUCGAUGUGUGCCUCUCGCAUUUGCAUUUGUUGAGAGCGAGAACACUGCUAGCUGGUUAUGGUUCUUCAGGCAGUUAAAAAAAUCGAUAGUGAAAGAUCGCGAAAAUGUGUGCGUGCUACAUGACAGGCAUGCAGGUAUACUUGCGGCUAUCAAGACUCUGGUAGAAGCCGGACCUGAUGAAGAGACGCCAUGGCAGGAUAUGCAGAGUAGGUGGUGCAUGCGCCACCUGGGGGCCAAUUUCUUCUCGCAGUUUAGGAGCAAGGGUCUUAUGAAUCUGUUCAAGAAGUUGUGCAAGCAGAAUCAAGCAUGCAAGUACACUUUUCUCCGCGGCAAGCUGGAUGAGUUCACUAAGGACCAUGUGCGGCACAGGUUAGCCGCCCGAGCUGCAUUAGUAGCAGCUCAUGCAGCAGCUGUGGCACAGGGUACACAGGUUCCAGUAGGCCCCGAGCCAGAUCCUAUUGGGCUAUGUGACCUGCCUGGAUUUGACCCACCCAAUACUAGAAGGAGGCCUGGACGACGGAUUAAAAAUUUUGCAGAGUGGAUAGAGCACGAGCCAUUAGAAAGGUGGUCUUUGCUGCAUGACACACAUGGAGCAAGGUAUGGUGUGAUGACUACCAACCUAGCUGAGUCAUACAACUUCGUGCUUAGGGGAAAUAGGGCAUUGCCGCUGACAGCCCUUGUGGAGGGUAUUUUAUAUGGCACUAUGAAUUAUUUCAAAGAGAGACGGGAGUUGGCUUUGAACCAUAUGCUUGAAAAUCCAAACACUCCUUACUGUAAGGCCAUUAUGGAAUAUAUGGAUGUCAAGAUGGAGAAGGGUAUGUCACACACUGUUCUGGCCAUCGGUAAUCAGGAAAGGAGGUUUGAGGUGCGCUUACCAACCGACAAGUUUGGUUGUGUGAAUGCGGUGAGAACACAUGAGGUCAGAAUUGGAAAUGAAGAAUGGCCAUCGUGUGACUGCACAUGCAACAAACCGAGGUUGCUUCACCUUCCAUGCUCCCAUGUGCUGGCAGCUACCAGACAACUAGGGCUGGACUCAAUCUCUUUCGUCUCUCCAUAUUACGCGAAAGAGGCUGUGCUGCACACCUGGACCGGCGAGAUGGUCGGAUACAGAGUUGUGGGAAAUUUUACUACGGUGAUACCAAAUGAAAGACGGUACAUCCCUGACCCAAGAUCAUUGCGGACGAACAAGAGGUCGACGGGAGACAAGGCGCAUUAG
Molecule: messenger RNA, 2076 nt
Organism: Lolium perenne
Lineage: Eukaryota; Viridiplantae; Streptophyta; Magnoliopsida; Poales; Poaceae
Source: RefSeq, a predicted model, not a curated record